UAUAUAUAUAAACUCUCUCUAGCUAGCUCUCUGCAAAUCAAACGCUUAAAGGAACAAAUCAUAUAUGUAUUUUUUUUAUUCUGUACAAUACAGGCCACACCUCUGCCCCAGAAUGCAACCAUUUAUCUUGUUAUUCUGGCUCCUCUUCCUCCAUACUUGCUCCCAAACAUUUUGCCAAUCACCAGCCCAGUCACCAGCAGCGACUCAGACAAAGGCACCAGUGCCACCGCCACCCCCAGCUGGCCCUACAGACACCCUCCAAAUCCUCUUAAAAGCUGGCCGCUUCUUAUCCUUCGUCCGCCUGAUGAAAGCUACCCAUGUGGAUACCCAGUUAUUUUCCCAGCUUAACAGCUCAACCGAUGGCAUAACCAUGUUUGCGCCAAAUGAUAACGCAUUUACAAGCCUAGUUGCUGGGGCCGUAGGCUCCCUAAACGAUAGAGAAAAACUCGAGUUUGUGCAAUUUCACAUACUACCGAGAUUUCUUUCAAUUUCCGAUUUCCAGACUCUAAGUAACCCUGUAAAAACCCUGGCAGGAUCAGACCGGAAGUUCCCACUUACUAUAACCACCAGUGAUAACUCAGUGACAGUAAGUUCGGGGCUUACGAAAACAAGCAUAUCAAACACUAUAUACACAGACAAGCAGGUUGCUAUUUAUGAGGUCGACAAGGUGCUAGUUCCUAAAGAUCUUUUCCCACCGGCGCCUCCAGCUCCAGCACCGGCAAAGCCUCUUGCAGAGCCUGAUUCUGUUGCUCCCAGGGAUGCUUCUAGUGCACUAGUUAUUGCUUGGCAACAUCGUGUUAACGUUGUGCUCUUCGGGGCUGGCCUCUAUAUAGCUGCUCUAGUAAUGGAUCCAUAAAAUAUUUUUAAGUGGGGCCAAUGACUCAAAUGGUAUUUAUAAUACUCCUUACAUAAUGAAAAUGUAAGCGUUGCAUAAUUUUUUUUUUAUAUAAUUCUGCCUUAAUUUUUUUC
This is a messenger RNA of Populus nigra (black poplar), 969 nucleotides long. RefSeq names its product fasciclin-like arabinogalactan protein 12. The record is from RefSeq and is a predicted model, not a curated record. The transcript has a single exon. Lineage: Eukaryota; Viridiplantae; Streptophyta; Magnoliopsida; Malpighiales; Salicaceae. Bases 65 to 856 code for a protein of 263 amino acids.